AUUCUAGGGACCUUGUAUGAUGUCUAGCAGGCCCAUCCAUUUAUCUGCUACAGUUGAAUCAAACUAAAUGUUGAUGUUGCCUAAGUGUUGGUUCAUUGACCGUUCACCAACGACGCCAGCUUUAUCGUUUUGGCUAUAGCUGUUGCCCAGAACUAUCAGUCAUGUCUUUGGAUCAGUUUACCUUCUCGUGAAAUUGUGGAAUUUAAUGCACUCUGCUGUUCGCAAUAUUAGGUCAUAGGGAUGGAGAUCAGACCAUUACUGAUGUGUUUUGCCCUUUGUGUGGUCUACGCCACCAGCAAACCAACAGAGAAGAAGGAGCGUGUCCAUCACGACCCACUGCUGAGCAGCAAGGAGCAUGAUGAUGGAGACAAUUUUGACUAUGACCAUGAUGCCUUUCUGGGAGAGACUGAUGCUAAGACAUUUGAUGACCUCACUCCUGAGGAGAGCAAAGACAGGCUAGGUAAAAUUGUGGACAAAAUUGAUGAUGAUCAGGAUGGCUUUGUAACAGAAGCCGAGCUCAAAGCCUGGAUCAAGAAAGCUCAGAAAAAGUACAUUUAUGACAAUGUGGACAGGCAAUGGAAAGACUUUGAUAUGAACAAUGAUGGCAUGAUCUCCUGGGAUGAAUAUAAGAACGUCACUUAUGGUACUUACCUUGAGGACCCUGAGCCUGAUGAUGGUUAUAACUAUAAGCAAAUGAUGGCCAGGGAUGAGAGGCGCUUUCAAAUGGCUGACAAGAAUGGAGACCAUAUUGCAGAUAAGGAGGAGUUCACAGCCUUCCUCCACCCAGAGGAAUAUGAUCAUAUGAAGGAUAUUGUGGUGUUGGAAACAGUGGAAGACAUUGACAAAAAUGGCGAUGGAUUCAUUGAUUUGGAGGAGUAUAUUGGUGACAUGUACAAUCACGAGGAUGAGCAGAAUGAGCCAGAAUGGGUGGCCACAGAGCGUGAGCAGUUUUCAGAAUUCAGGGACAAAAACAAGGAUGGAAAGAUGGAUAAGGAGGAGACUAUGGAUUGGAUUCUUCCAGCUGACUAUGACCACGCUGAGGCAGAAGCUAAACACCUGGUAUAUGAAUCGGACUCCAACAAGGAUGGAAAACUUACCAAAGAAGAAAUCCUAAACAAGUAUGACUUGUUUGUUGGAAGUCAAGCUACAGACUUUGGGGAAGCAUUAGUUAGGCAUGAUGAGUUUUAAUUUUUUUGUUUUCUGAUUCUGUUUUGUGGAUUAAUAGCUUUUUAAAGUCAUUUUGUUACUGAACAUAAUUUAUUUUAUAUGAGAUCCUGUUACAACACUUAACAAUUUGAUGUUGAUUGUGAUUCAUUUAUUAUUAUUUUUUGAUUCAUGUAUGAACGCACCAUUAUUUUGGUUUGUGAUAUUGUUACUUUUUUUCUGUGAAGCUGACUACAGGCAGUGUUACAAAACUUUAAGCAUUCAUUUGAAAUUUGUAUGCAAAACCUAAAGACAGUUUGUCUGCUGCAAUUCAGAAACCCUAUUUGUCCUUUUCACCUCCUCAUUAUAUUUUAGUACUGUUGACACCUUUGUAAACAACAAUAACUCAAUUUGAUCUGACCAGUUCUCUGUUGAAGUGACCACUACAGUGUAGUUACAACACUUUCUCAAUAAAAACACUACACUUGAAUAUACCCAGACUUGUAAUACGUACAUGAUUGUAUGAAACAUGUAAACAGCAAGGACUACAGUAAAUACUUUGCCAAAAUCAUUGCUGAUUACUGUCUGUGUAAAUGUGCUCCUCAGUUAAGCAGUGAAAACAUUUUGGUACGGAGAACACCGUUUUCAAUAAAACAACCGAUGAAACCACUGCCUUGUCCAUUUUACUUGUCACUUAGUUGGGUUACAGACAGCAUUUCCAUCAGACUUAAGUUAUGUUUCUGCUUUCUACUUAGAAUUAAUUAUUGCCAGAUGUUUAUCAGUGAUUGCAGUAACAGCUCGGGGGAUGUUUCCUAAAACCAUAUGUUGCUUUCUCUAUUGUCAACCAAGUUGCAACAGUCUGGCAGCUAUGUUUUUGGGAAACGCAGCCUCGAUCAGUGGGGUCACGCUCAUUAAAUCAGAGGGCCCCAACAUGUACAUGGAUAAUUUUUUGUUUAUUUCAUUGUGCUUAUUUGUUUUCAAAAACGUGUAGACAUAGUUAUGAUAACAUAUUUUGAGUUAGAUGUAUUCUAAUUAUAUAAUUAUGGCAUGUAUAUGACACAAUUUAUAGGAUAUUGGUAUCUUCCAAAAUUCUGAGAAACUUGUGCACUAGUUGGCAACGGCAGGGAGUCUGCACACCUCCACAGAACAAGGACACACAGAGUCUGAAUAGUGCAAUUGUGUUGUCUGUUGCACAAGUGAGGUGUUUUAUACUUUUGUUUGAUAUAUUUAUUAUACAUUUUGUUUUAUUUUUGUUCUCUGAAUGAGUUUCCUGCUGUUUUGUGUGUUAGAGCAUUUCUGUAUUUUUUAUUUGUUAUUUGUUAUAACUAUUAUUAUUAUUAUUAUGCCCCUCUGUAAGCACUUUGGUCAACCAUAGGUUGUUUUAAGCUGCGAUGUAGAAAUAAACUGGUUAUAACCUA
This is a messenger RNA of Sardina pilchardus (European sardine), 2561 nucleotides long. It is a transcript of the gene calua, whose product is annotated as calumenin a. NCBI's taxonomy places the organism in Eukaryota, Metazoa, Chordata, Actinopteri, Clupeiformes, Clupeidae. Gene Ontology annotation, cellular component: endoplasmic reticulum. The coding region runs from base 241 to 1188 and encodes 315 amino acids. The record is from RefSeq and is a predicted model, not a curated record. The transcript is spliced from 7 exons. Gene Ontology annotation, molecular function: calcium ion binding.